CCGUUAAAGUUUGAUCAGUCUUAUUCCAACACUCUGCGAUCGACGAUGAAGUUUUGGCUAGGAAUUUCUUUGGCCUUAUUGGCCUUGGGCCAAAGUCAUGGUAGUAUUUUUGAGAGGACCUUCAAAAGGAUCCAUGAAGAGCCACCACUGCCUUCUAAUCAGAACCGAGCGGAUGUAGUCCAGACCCUUUGGAUUGAACAGAAAUUGGAUCAUUUCGAUUCGGCAGAGACGCGUACAUGGCAAAUGCGUUAUAUGCUCAACGAUGCUCUCUAUCAGUCUGGUGCCCCACUAUUUAUUUAUCUUGGAGGAGAAUGGGCGAUUUCUUCUGGUGCCAUAACUGGUGGUCACAUUUACGACAUGGCCAAGGAGCACAAUGCCCUUUUGGCCUACACCGAGCACCGCUACUAUGGACAAAGCAAACCCUUGCCUGAUCUUUCCAAUGAAAACAUCAAGUAUCUGAGUGUGAACCAAUCCUUGGCUGAUCUGGCUCAUUUCAUCAAUACCAUCAAGCAAACUCAUCAAGGUCUGUCCGAGUCCAAGGUCGUUAUUGUGGGUGGUUCCUACUCCGCCACAAUGGUGACUUGGUUUAAGAAGCUCUAUCCUGACCUAGUAGUUGGAGGUUGGGCUUCUAGUGCUCCGCUCUUUGCCAAGGUUAACUUUGUGGAAUACAAGGAAGUGACUGGCCAAUCCAUUGAACAGAUGGGUGGCUCUGCCUGCUAUAACCGGAUUGAGAACGGCAUAGCCGAGAUGGAGAGCAUGAUAGCCACCAAACGAGGAGCUGAGGUCAAGGCCCUGCUUAAGCUCUGCGAACCCUUCGAUGUCUACAGCGAUUUGGACGUGUGGACUUUGUUCAGCGAGAUCUCCGAUAUCUUCGCGGGCGUAGUUCAGACUCACAAUGCUGGUCAAAUCGAGAGCGUUUGCCAAAAGAUUAUGGCUGGAUCGAAUGAUCUUAAUGGCGUUGCCGGCUAUCUGUUGGAUGAGUUCGAGGAGAGUGGUGGAAAGUGCUACGAUCUGAGCUAUGAUGGUAUUACUUCAGUGCUCCUGGACACUACUUACAAUGGCAAUAUUAUGCGCCAAUGGAUUUUCCAGACCUGCAAUGAGUAUGGUUGGUACCAGACUUCCGGCUCUAGUGCCCAGCCUUUUGGCACCAAGUUCCCUGUCACAUAUUACACGACCAUGUGUGCCGAUUUAUAUGGCUCUCAGUACAGCAAUGAGUUUAUUACCAACCAAGUGAGUAUCACCAACCAGUAUUUUGGUGGACUGUCUCCUGGCGUGGAAAAUGUCUAUCUAACCCAUGGUCAGUUGGAUCCCUGGAGAGCAAUGGGAAUUCAGGAUACGGAUCAGGCCACCAUCAUUCCAGAAUAUGCCCAUUGCAAGGACUUCAAUUCAAUCAGCUCCAGUGACACUGCUGAAAUGAAGGCCUCAAAGGAACGCAUCGCCGAGCUCGUUCGCGAAUGGGUUAAAUAAUCGAAGUCAACGUGACCGCCAAAUAAAAAUCCCAAUCUAAAAUUAAAUGAAAACAUAUGAACCAGCCUACAAACACCUCUGAUAAAUGAAUCUAAUCGAGUUAAGAUAAGAUUCUAACUAAAUAAAAACGUAUUAGUACCUACAAA
This is a messenger RNA of Drosophila eugracilis, 1613 nucleotides long. RefSeq names its product putative serine protease K12H4.7. The coding region runs from base 46 to 1467 and encodes 473 amino acids. The transcript is spliced from 7 exons. Gene Ontology annotation, biological process: proteolysis. Gene Ontology annotation, molecular function: dipeptidyl-peptidase activity; serine-type exopeptidase activity. The record is from RefSeq and is a predicted model, not a curated record. Lineage: Eukaryota; Metazoa; Arthropoda; Insecta; Diptera; Drosophilidae.